Molecule: messenger RNA, 594 nt
Organism: Sinocyclocheilus grahami
Lineage: Eukaryota; Metazoa; Chordata; Actinopteri; Cypriniformes; Cyprinidae
Product: kelch-like protein 3
Exons: 3
Biological process (GO): positive regulation of transcription elongation by RNA polymerase II
Molecular function (GO): protein binding
Source: RefSeq, a predicted model, not a curated record
CAGCAGAGCAGGGCAGAGUUCUGUGACAUUGUGCUGCAGACCCAAGGUGUGUCUGUGCCGGUGCACAGCUGUGUGUUGUCUGCCUUCAGUCCUUGGCUCUGUGGUGCUCUGUCAGCCAUGCCAUCACCCCGGAAUGGACAGAGGAGACUGAUUCAAGUCCAAGCUGUGGAGGCCUGUACGCUGCUCAGUCUGGUCAGCCUGCUGUACUCAGGUCAGUUGAACGAGGACAAAGAGGAAGUCCUAUCAGCAGCCUGCAAACUAGGCAUCGACAUACCUCAGCAAGUAGCAAAGAGGCCAGCAACUGAGCGAAACACACAGAUGGAGUGCAUGAGAGAGGUGGCAGAGAGAGAGUGUCAAACUGAGACCGUCCCUUCUGAAUGUCAAAACCCCAAAGAGACCAUUGAAAGUGUUCAUUUGAUUGGCACGUCAUCAUGGAGGAGCGAUCAGGGGCUCUGCACGUACACCGAUGGCUCUGAUAUCACCCUGGCCACACUUCAAAACGUCCAGGUUAAUCGAGAGAACAUGCCUUCCUUUCAAGUCAUGGAUGUGGUCCCUGAAAGCGCUAUACAAGAUGAUAUAGAUUUAAUAGACUAA